UCGCGCGCUUUAGACUUUUACCGUGACUGACAUGCGGCACGCGCGCGGGCGCACACACGCGUACUGAAAAAUGUCCCGACGCUUUGUAUACGGCACAUAUAGCAAAGUCUGUGGUUGCAUUCCGGUUAUAGUAUAUGACAGCAGUCAUUCCACACGCGGAGUCAGUGCGUGUCCUUUGACCCCCCUCGUUUCUAAAAUAGAGAUACGACCUUGUGGAGACUUGAGUCAUAGUUGCAGUUGUUGAUUGCGCUUUUUGGCCGUCCGUCAAAGACUUUCUCACGUUGGGCGUCUGAGGCAAAAAAGCCAGCAAGAUUUGACAUGCUUGUCACUUCAUCAGCACUUACUUUUUCCGCGGAAUAAAAGUUGCCUCAACUUUUGGACACCUUGAACCUCUGAGGGAUUUGAAGAAGAAACUUUGCAGACGUUUCAUCAGUUGCGCUUCUUUUGGGUCCUCUGUGUCUUACACAUUCCAAGUGAUGCCAGUUGAUGUGCAUCAACACGUCCUCCUGAUCUCUGCUGUCUCCAUAAACCAGAGGACGGGGAUGAGGUUGGUGGGUUGCCUGCAGCUUGUUCUGCUCAUGGCCUUGAUCUCCAGAGCUGCAGGCCUGACUAUCCCUCUGGAAGUGGAGCAACCUCCAACCAUUAUAACUAAAACACCUGGUACUGUUAUUGCGCUUCAUAAUGACCCCAACAUAACUUUAAAGUGUGAAGCAAAGGGCAAUCCACCCCCAGAGUACAGAUGGACAAAAGAUGGUGAGGAUUUCAUUCCUCCUCAUGUCACAACAAACAGAACAGACCACACAAGUGGCACUUUUGUGCUUCACGACAAGCAACUCGGCCAUUUUGAGGGUAAAUACAGAUGCUACGCUUCUAACAAGCUCGGCACAGCCAUGACAGAGGAGAUCAAACUGAUAGUUUCAAGUAUCCCCAAGUUUCCAAAGGAGACAAUGAAUACCAUUGUUGUUGAUGAGGGAUCCCCAUUCAUCCUGUACUGUAACCCUCCUGAAGGUGUUGCCCCACGUCAGAUCUACUGGAUGUCUAUUGGUCUCGAGCACAUUGAGCAGGAUGAGAGGGUUUCCAUGGGCAUUGAUGGCAACCUGUACUUCUCUAAUGCCUUACAGGAAGACAGCCGGAAUGACUACUGUUGCUAUGCUGCCUUCCCCAAAAUACGCACCAUCGUCCAGAAAACCGCAAUGUCUGUGGUGGUCAAGAGCUGGAAACAUGACAAUGAUUCAGCUCACAGCAGCAGCAAAACCACCCCCCCACUGAGGAUGCCUGGCCUGCUGCUGCCCUCUGGUGUUCAGACAGAGAAGGUGUUGUUAAAAGGACAGAGUCUAAGGCUGGAGUGUAUACCUGAGGGAAAUCCCACUCCCAUGAUAACGUGGAUUAAAUUGGGAGAGGAUAUGCCUCCACGGGCACAGUAUAACAACUUUGGAAAGCAGUUGACCAUAUCUGCUGUUGAAGAGAAGGAUGCAGGGAAAUACGUGUGCUCAGCUAAAAACUCUGCUGGAGAGACUGUCCACUACUUCGAUGUAAUAGUGGAAGAGCCGCCUAAGUGGCUGACAGAGCCUCCGCAGGGCCAGCUGACUGUGAUUGGAGCUGAUGUUCACAUCAAGUGCUCUGUCAGUGGAAAACCACCACCAGACAUAACGUGGAGGAGGAAUGGUGAAGUUUUCAGAGAUGACACAUGGGAAAACAGGCAAGUGCUUGACGACACUGUGGUGCUCCAUAAUGCCACACCAGAGGACAGCGCUGUCUACCAGUGUGAAGCCUCCAACAGUCAUGGCAGUAUUCAGGCCAACAUCAACAUCAUGGUCAUGAAUUUGGCUCCUCAGAUUUUGACAAGGGACAACCAGGAGUACGCUGUUGUACUAGGAGGGGACAUCAUCAUGAAUUGCAGUGUUUUCAGCUCUCCUUCUCCCUCCAUCUCUUGGACCAGAGAUGGAACUCAUGAAACUCUCAUGGGUGGACGCUUUUUUGAACACCAAAAUGGAUCUUUGCAAAUCAACAAUGCAUCAAAAGACGACAGUGGGAAUUACGUGUGUGUUGCAGUUAACAGGGAGGGAAAGUCAGCUGUCAUUGCUGCGCUCGAAGUAAAAGACCCCACUCGAAUAAUAAAUCCACCUCAGGACGUGGAGAUCAUCAGUGGGACCACAGCACAGCUGAUGUGUCAGGCAGAGUAUGAUAAAAGCCUGCAGGGCACCUUUGAGGUGGUAUGGAAGAAGAAUGAGGAGGAGAUCCCACGAUCCUCUGAAGGAAAUUUAAGCUUCAGAUACUCUGUGGAUGGUGACAUGCUGCAGAUCAUGAAUGUUAACCUGAGUGAUCAGGGAACAUACACAUGCAUUGCUAGAACCAGCCUAGAUGAGGUCAAUGCAACUGCCCUGCUCACUGUACUAGAUGUUCCAGAUGCUCCAAGAAAGGUAGAGAUAUCUGAACUUGAUGGUCCGAGGAAUGUUACCUUGUCCUGGGUUCCCGGAAAUGAUCACAACAGCUCUGUUACAGAGUUUAUAGUGCAAUAUGAGGAGAGCCAAUUGGAUCCUGGCAGUUGGAAGGAGCUACAAAAAGUCCCUGGUAACCAGGCAACAGCCGAGCUGGCACUACACGGGCACCUUAACUACCAGUUCAGAGUGUAUGCUGUUAAUGCUGUGGGACCUGGACCCCCUAGUGAGCCCACUGAGAGACACAACACACCCCCUGCCGCCCCUGAUAGAAACCCAGAAAACAUCAAAAUUCAUGGCCAUCUUCCUCAUCAAAUGGACAUCAGCUGGGAGCCACUGUUUCAUAUUGAACAGAAUGGCCCGGGCCUUGAGUACAAGGUGAGCUACAGAAGGCUUGGGGUGGAAGAUGACUGGACUUGGCAUUAUGUCAAAAGGCACUCCUUUGUUGUGAGGAACACAUCCACUUUUGUCCCUUACGAGAUCAAAAUUCAGAGCAGGAACAGCCACGGCUGGGGACCAGUACCUAAAAUUGUUACUGGAUACUCAGGAGAAGAUGUCCCUACUGCAGCACCGCGGGACGUAGCAGUGGAGGUGAUCAACACAACUGUUCUGAGAGUUAGCUGGACCCCAGUUCCACACGCCACAGUCAGAGGGCAUCUCGGGGGCUACAAUGUUCACUGGUUGAGAAAACGAAGUCUGCUGAACCCCAGUAAGACUUUAGAUGAGCGCCACUCCCUGUCUUUUCCCGGGAAGAGGAACCACGGCAUUGUGCCGCAGCUGAUACCGUUCUCCGAGUACAGACUUACUGUCAACGUUUUCAACAAAAAGGGCAAAGGGCCAAACAGUGACCCGGUCAUCUUCAACACCCCAGAGGGAGUUCCUUGGCAGGUGCCCAUCCUGACUGCCUCCAACGCUCGCACAAACUCCAUUCUGUUGGUAUGGGGCCCACCUCUGGAAGCAAAUGGCAUCCUCACUGGUUACUUCCUGAAGUACCAUCGCCUUAAUGAGACCACACUGGAGGUGGUUGAUUCCCGGGAGAUAAACAUCACUGGGGCUGACACCUCCCAGUGGCAGCUCCAGGGCUUAGACGAUGGCAGCCUCUACCGUUUCCACCUCAGUGCGUGCACUCGAGCAGGUUGUGGACCUUCUCUAGCCCAGGAGAGCAACACCAUUGCACAAGCACGUGUGGGAGGGCAGCAGAGUGAGUUCUCCACCCAGGGCUGGUUCAUUGGGACCAUGUGCGCAGUGGCACUCCUUACCCUCAUCGCCCUCAUGGCCUGUUUUGUGAGGAGAAACAAAGGUGGCAAGUAUGCAGUGAAAGCGAAGGAGGACCUCCACCCUGACGUGGAGUCACAAGAUAUGAAUGAUGACACCUUUUGUGAAUACAGUGACAGCGAGGAGAAGCCACUGAAGGGCAGCAGCUUGUGUUCCCUGAAUGGAGAUGACACGGUGGGGGACAACGUCAGCAGAGACAGCCUGGUCGACUACGCAGACGGCGGAGGAGAAUUCAAUGAGGACGGUUCAUUUAUCGGAGAAUAUUCCGGACGCAAGCACGGAGGCUCUGUUAGCAAGCCCAGCGGACCCAGCCCAGUCACUGCAUAAAGCCGGGCUCCGGUUGAAACGGUCUGCUUCAAAUCCUUUCAAGAUACUUUUCAAAUUCAGCUUCCCUGGCAUUAAGUGCAGCUCGAAUAGAAAAAUAUGAGGGAAUAAAAAUGACUCAAAUGUGCAGAAGUUUUUACAGCAGGCAGAACUUUGCCCAAGGACUGGAAAGAAAUAAUAAACCCACCAUAAACACCAGUGUGAAUACUGUGUGUGUCUGUGUACAUACUGUGAGAGAAUGAUGUCUAUUUUGUGAGUGUUUUAUGAUUGUAAUAAUGACAAUAAAGUGUUUUUGUACCUAU
Molecule: messenger RNA, 4339 nt
Organism: Notolabrus celidotus (New Zealand spotty)
Lineage: Eukaryota; Metazoa; Chordata; Actinopteri; Labriformes; Labridae
Product: neural cell adhesion molecule L1-like protein
Exons: 26
Coding region: 477-4040 (1187 amino acids)
Biological process (GO): cell-cell adhesion
Molecular function (GO): protein binding
Source: RefSeq, a predicted model, not a curated record